Molecule: messenger RNA, 522 nt
Organism: Chaetomium globosum CBS 148.51
Lineage: Eukaryota; Fungi; Ascomycota; Sordariomycetes; Sordariales; Chaetomiaceae
Exons: 3
Coding region: 1-522 (173 amino acids)
Cellular component (GO): cell septum; cell periphery
Molecular function (GO): chitin synthase activity
Source: RefSeq, a predicted model, not a curated record
AUGACCUUCAAGCUCAUCGACAAGGUCUACCAAGAGUAUUUGCGGAGAAACGACAACCUGUUUAUUCUCUUCAUCGAUUCCGACUGCAUCCUUGAUAAACACAGCGUUAUCACGCUCCUCCAGGAUAUGGAGUACAUCCACGGCCAGCUUUUCGAGCGAACGGUCGAAUCCGGAUGUGGCUCUGUCACUUGCCUGCCUGGCGCCCUGACGAUGCUCCGGUUCUCAGCUUUCCGGCGGAUGGCUAAAUACUACUUCGCAGACAAGGCCGAGCAGUGCGAAGACCUCUUCGACUUUGCGAAAAGUCACUUGGGCGAGGACCGCUGGUUAACCCAUCUGUUCAUGAUCGGGGCCAAGAAGCGGUACCAGAUCCAGAUGUGCACGUCAGCGUUCUGCAAGACUGAGGCCGUCCAGACAAUGGCGUCGCUCAUCAAGCAGCGCCGCCGGUGGUUUCUAGGGUUUAUCACUAACGAAGUCUGCAUGGGAUCAACGACCUCCCUGUCGGCUUCAUCGCCAUCUCGCUAG